Molecule: messenger RNA, 6182 nt
Organism: Colius striatus (speckled mousebird)
Lineage: Eukaryota; Metazoa; Chordata; Aves; Coliiformes; Coliidae
Gene: EPN2
Product: epsin 2
Exons: 10
Coding region: 545-2314 (589 amino acids)
Biological process (GO): endocytosis
Cellular component (GO): endosome; plasma membrane; clathrin vesicle coat
Molecular function (GO): clathrin binding; phospholipid binding
Source: RefSeq, a predicted model, not a curated record
CGCGCGCAGCCGCCGGUUCCGCCUCCUCCGCCACCUCCCCCCGGCCGCCGCCAUGUUGGAUGGUGCGUGUGGGUGUCAAACGCAGCCAGAGACGGCCGAGCACCGGGACACCUCCGUCCCCUCCCCCCGCGGCCCCUUCCCCGCUCCUCCUGCACCCUCUCCGCGCAGCGUCAGUAUUUACCUGCGGUGCCUUUGGUGCUACGGAUUGGCUGUGGGUAGUCACUGUGCUGCAUUAUAUUAAACAUUAUUGACGGGAGGUGUAUGGAAACAAGAAUUGUCACAGACUACCCACAAUGGAAGUUUUCUAUUUUAAAGCCAUAAGGCUUGUUGAUGGUGUUUGGUCUCAGUUUUAUUUGGCCAAGGGGUCAUGAUUUUCAUGUUCUCGUGUCCUUCUCUUGAUGAGAGGAAAUGAUUGUAGUGGAACGUGUUACAAAUACACCACUGAUACGGAGCCUUUGCAGUUCAGAAACAUUCUCAGAAGAGCAAAUAUAGCCCAUUUUUUCUGUUUGUUCUGGAAUCUGUCCUGUUAAAAAGGGAAGUAAAAAUGACGACUUCGUCAAUUAGACGGCAGAUGAAGAACAUUGUGAACAAUUACUCAGAGGCCGAAAUAAAAGUUCGGGAAGCGACCUCUAAUGACCCCUGGGGUCCUUCCAGUUCAUUAAUGACUGAAAUAGCAGAUCUGACUUACAACGUUGUGGCCUUUUCUGAAAUUAUGAGCAUGAUCUGGAAACGACUGAAUGAUCAUGGCAAGAACUGGCGACACGUGUACAAGGCCCUUACUCUGUUAGAUUACUUGAUUAAAACCGGUUCUGAGAGGGUGGCACAGCAGUGUAAAGAGAAUAUUUUCGCUAUCCAGACAUUGAAAGAUUUUCAGUAUAUCGAUCGAGAUGGUAAAGACCAGGGCAUCAAUGUGAGGGAGAAAUCUAAGCAACUAGUGUCUCUUCUGAAGGAUGAUGAGCGACUCAAGACAGAGAGGGCCCAAGCCCUGAAGACCAAAGAACGCAUGGCUCAGGUGGCCACUGGAGUGGGUAGCAAUCAGAUCACCUUUGGACGAGGCUCCAGUCAGCCAAACCUAUCCACCAGCUACUCGGAGCAAGAAUAUGGGAAGUCUGGAGGAUCCCCAGCAUCUUACCAUGGCUCUACAUCCCCUCGAGUGUCCUCAGAGCUCGAGCAGGCCCGGCCUCAGACAAGUGGAGAAGAGGAGCUCCAGCUGCAGCUCGCGCUGGCAAUGAGCCGGGAGGUGGCGGAGCAGGAGGAGCGCCUCAGACGCGGAGAUGAUCUGAGAUUACAGAUGGCUCUGGAGGAGAGUCGCAGAGACACAAUUAAAAUUCCCAAAAAGAAGGAGCAUACCACUUUGUUGGACCUAAUGGAUGCCCUGCCCUCGUCGGCACCAGCCCCGCAGAAAACGGAGCCUUGGGGACCUCCUGCUGCUGCAAACCAAACUGAUCCCUGGGGAGGAUCCACAGUUGCAGCUACUGCCUCUGACCCGUGGCAAUCAUUUGGUGCCAAACCAGCUGCUUCUGUUGACCCUUGGGCAGCACCAGCAGGAUCCACAGCUCAGUCUAUGUCCAAAAAUGACCCUUGGGCUCCUGCUCAGACAUCUUCUACUGCAGCAAAGUCUUCUGUGGAUCCUUGGGGACCAGCACCUGCAAACAAACCUCUUUCUGCUUCUGGAAGUACAUCUUUUGACCUCUUCAGUAAUUUGAAUGGUACAGUUAAAGAUGAUUUUUCUGAAUUUGACACACUUCGAACUUCUAAAAAACCAGCUGAAUCAGGUUCCACUUUGCCAUCUCAGCAUAGCGGUACCACAAGUCCUGAUCUCUUUGAUUCCCAACACUCAAGCAUGACAUCAGGCAAACAAAGUGCAUCUCGGAAAACCCCUGAGUCUUUUUUGGGCCCCAAUGCUGCUCUGGUGAACCUGGAUUCGCUGGUGUCCAAGCCACCACAGCCCGUUACUUCGCUGAAUCCAUUCUUGGCACCAGGCGCUGCUACAGCACCAACUCCAAUCAACCCCUUCCAAGUGAAUCAGCCUCAGCCGCUCACUCUAAAUCAGAUGAGAGCGAGUCCUGUCAUGGGAACCAGCCCUUCUUUCAGUGCUGUGCCACCGAUAAACAUGGAGCCAAUACCUCUGUCUUCCAUGGCCCCAGUGCCUGUGGGAAUGGCCCCCAUCCCAGCUAUGGGCACUGUGGCAUCCAUCACAAGGAUGGGCCAGGGGCUGAACAUGAGCAUUGCAGGAUCAAUGACCCAACCUCUUCACAGUACGGGAAUCCCACCGUCAGCGUCCCAGUCUACAACUAACCCUUUUCUCCUAUAAAGACCCCAAUUAAAGGAACUUUUCUUUUCAUAGUGUUUCCAGGCUGAAGUCUUUACAGCAAAACGAACGUGGCCUGUGUGGACUGAACGGUGUGUGAGAGACUUGGAAGUAGAUUUGCAGUUUACAGUUACGAUCUUUGAAGAGUUGUCUCGACUUAACCAGUUAAUUAAAUCUAGUCUUUGCUACAGAUGGUACCUUACUUUGGCUUGUUGAGCAUUAUGUGAAAUGUUCAGACUUUUCACCAAAGUUAGAUUCUGCCCAUUUUGUUACUUUGUUAAUCAUUUCAAUACACUUUCUAGGGAGAACCUGCCAUUUUAAACUCCGUUGGCUAUUUUGUAGAUGUCAGAUGACGUGCUGGAUCCUGAAAUUACUAUUUACCUGCCAUCUGUCACUUCCUAUGCCCAUACGAUAGACCUGAGAUUCAGAGUGCUAGUGAAUGUUUUGCACAUAACUCUACACAGUUCUAGACUGUUGGUUCACCCAUAGUCCUUACUCUUAGCAGAGAACGAUUCAGAGGGCCCAGGUGGCUGGUUUUUAUGCAUUAAGGCAUUGCAAGGCAAAACCGCACUGCUGUCCUGUCAGAGGUUUGAGUGAGAAAGCGACAGACUUGUCUCAAAAGGAAAAACAAAAACACAGACAGAAAACCCAAGAACAUUCUCGAGUUGUCAAGUAUAACGUGUGCUGUUGUAUGCGGUGUUGAAUUUGUACACUACUCUCUAAGGACUCCUGAGGAACUCUCUGUGAGUGGCAUGCUGCACUCGUGCUGAGUGAGUGUCCUGCUCUGUGCUUGUCCAGUACCAGCUUCGUUUGGAAGUUAUCAUGUUGCAUUUUGUUUUAAUUUGACUUAAAAUGGGAGUUGAAAGAAAGAAAAACAAAACAAAAGAGGAAACGAAACACAGCGGGACAACUUUUGAAUUCAGUUUCACCGGGGCAAGCUUUAAAACUAAUUCAGGCUUAACCUUGCUAUAUGCAGUUACUCUUGUAUACUUUUGCACAUAUUUUGUUUAGUACAGUUUCAUAUUUGAGUUUGCAGAGUUACCUAAUAGUCCUUUUUUUGCUAAUUUUUAUAAUGUGGUUCUUAUUUAACUGUCUGGUUUUGAUAGAUUUAUCAAGUCUGGCUGAAAAAUUAAGAUAUUGGCAAAUGUCAUUUUUAUGGUUUUAAUGCCCUCUUAUUUAUGGUUUUAGCUCUUUGUUUCUGUAAAGAGAGUUUAAAAGGGAAGAUUAACACUAAAAUAUUUACUUUUAAAUGAAGUAUUCGUAAUGCAAAUCAAAGCAAAUCCUCGUGACUAAUUAUUUUUAGAUGAAUUGAAUUUGAGCGUAACAUGAUUUAAGACUGCAUUAAAAAGAGACAAAACACUAAAGUCGCCUUUCCCUUGAUUUGUUCCCGUUUCCCCAUGCCCAAAGGGACAGGUUGUGUUUUAGCCUUUGUGAAGAUUGGAAGAGAGGCGGGUUGUUUGUUUGUUUUAUUUUCCUUGUACUACUUCUUGCGCUGUUACAGAUUCUAAUGUACAAACACGACGCAUUAAUUGUAUAUGGACUAAUUUUUGUUCCUUAAUGAAAGGUGCACUGCGCAUUAAUAACUGGUUCCCUUUCCGACUAUUAAUCGUCAGCUGAACUUCAGCCGUUGGAACUUGCAUGCCUGGACUCCUCGGCACUGGAGCCCGCGCGGGUGGCAGCCGGGCGUUCUGGUGCAAGCUUGGCCUUCUCAAAGAUGGCAACGUUUCCCAGGCUCUGCUCUCGCCGGCCACGCAAAGGGCGCGCGGAAAAGGGGUGGCCCAGUGCUCGCCGUGGCCGUGAGGGCGUCUCUGGAAACGAACUGAUGCAUCUUGGUGACCUUUCCCUAGUUAGAAAGGAGGGAGGGGAAAAAAACUCAAACCAAAACAAAGAAGCUGAAAGAAAUGGCUGGAGUUGUGUGUUGCGGGACUGUGCUGAUGGAGGCUCGUGUGCCGCAGGAAGGAGGGGCUGGCUGGCCUGGGAAGGUUCUAUCUCCUGGUGGGUAGGGGAGGCUGAAAGACUAUCAAAUCUAGGGUACAAUCACAGAUUUUAGCUGUGUAGGUCAGUGUAGCUCUCUUAGUAUACGGAAUGCUAAAUGUGUGGAUGUGUCUAUGCAGAUUGUUGUAUCCUCUUGAAUGCUAUUCGGUUUGCAAGUAGGAUUCAGAAUAUUCAUCUGCUCUUGUUUUUAUAUAGGAGGAAAGAGAAUUGCUGUCCACACCCAGUAUGUCUUUAAAAAGAAACAGAACAAAAAAACAUUCAUGUUGCCUUUCAGAGUAAGGAAAAAUACUUUACUUUGUUGUUGUUGUUAUUGAAGUUAUUGAAAAGUGUAGACCAGGAAGGGUGUGAUUCUUGCAGAUGGGGGGGGAAGUGCUUUCCAAUUGAUCUGUGGCAAGAUUUAGCCAUCAUUAUUUUUCCAGUUUAAUUUUAUCAACAGUGGAACUGAGGUCACUCAGUGUUGUGGGUUUUUUUUUCCUGUCAGUCAGUCACCUGAAUGCAUUUGCAACAGUUUAGAUGGGACAUUGUUUCUUCAGCCAAAAAGUUCUAACCGCAUCCUCUCCUUGAACACUACGUCACUAGUUUUGGAGGUGAGAUGGGGUUGGUAGGAAGUAUUUAAAGUGAUAAAGUCACCUCUAGUCCAGUGUCAUGAUCUGUCACCAUGAAUUGAUGAAAAUGUGGUGUUGGUCUAGUAGGGAGCCCUAGCUUAAUGAAACUGCUGAAUGGCAAAUGGUUGCUUUUACCGAGCCGCUCCUGGCAGAGCUGUAGUGCUUUUACGGGAUACACACUUAGCUACAGACAGAGGUGGCACAGGAAAGGCGAGGAGGAGCUCUGGGGGAAGCUACUGGCAGGUGUGUGGCUGCCAGCCUGGCCUGAGUGGGGGUCUGCCCUGGGGGCCUGCUGGCAGCCGUGCCCGUGUGAUGGAGCCGUGGCGCUCGGCAGCAGGCACUGUCCUGGCCAGGAGAAGCCUCAGUUGUGUCCACAGGAGUAUAAAUAUAUUUUCUUUUUUCUUUUCUUUGUCAAUCAUUUAACUGCUCUCCAGAACGAUUCCUCCUCCCUCCUCUCCCUCCUGCUCCUUUCCGCACGGAGGGCUCGUGUGGCUCCGCUCGCAUCCGCUCUGGCGUGUUUCUCCAAACGCCUUUCCCUCUCUUCCCCUUCUUUUCUCACUUGCAAAUGUUAAAGAAAAAAAAACAACAAAAAAGUGCUUUUGAUUUUUAAAAAUGUUAGUAUCCCAACAUAGCCUUACUGGUCAAAUUGACCAAAGAGAAAGUGUGAAAUAUUUUGUAAAAAAGAAAAUUUAAAAGAAAAAAAAAGAUCUUUGGCGUAAGUUUAAACCCAACAUAAGCUCAGUUUAUUUAUUCAGUUUUAUACUAUAUAGAAACUAAACUACAUGGAGGGGACAGGGAAGGAAAACCAUCGUGGGUUGUGGUGUUUACAGUCUUUUUGAAGUCCCGUAGCUGAGACGACGGUUGUUAUCCAUCUUCCCUUUUGCUGUUACAGUUUCUAACGUGUACUGUAUGUUAUUAAUAUUGCACAAAUUGUGGAGAGAUGUAUGGUUUAUUUUUCACAGCAGAAUCUCACAAGACUCGCUUCCUUUCCGAGUGUUACAACUGAAAUAUUUACCAAACAGUUUUCAUGAUCCCGGGAGCCGGCUGCUUUUUAUGAAUUUGUGCUGACUGUUGACAUUAUUGACUGUAUAAAUAAUUUAUCAUUUGUACUAUUGUAUCAUAAUGUCUGUAUCUUUGUGUCAGUCUUGGUUUGUUCUUUUUUUUUUCCCAAGCGAUGUCACGAGUGUGAUAUUUAAUAAUGCCAUCAGAACAGUGGAAAGACAAAAGGGGUUUGUAGGUGACUGGUCAGAAUUAAAAUUGUAUUGCUUAUA